GCCCACGGUAAGUGGACUCUCGUGCCGUGGGGUGCGGUCCAGCGAGGGUUAAGGGGGCGGGGACGCGGGGCAGCCCCGCCUCUGCCGCUGGGUCCGAGAGCGCACUGGGCGUGGGCGUGGGCGUGGGGCGGGUUGGAGCCCGUGGCGGCUGAGGGCCCUGCGCGGGGCGGGCGCGGGAGCGGCUGGGGCGGCGCGGCCCGCGUGACCCUCCGCUGCUCCCCGUGCGCUCGCGAGCCCGCGCCCCGCAGCGCCGGCCCAGCCGCAGGAUGCGCGCUCCGCCGCUGCUGUUGCUGCUGGCCACCUGCGCGCCGCCCUCCGGCGCCGCUGUGGUCCCGACGCCGCCGGGCUGGGAGCCGGCUUCCGACGCGCCCUGGUGCCCCUACAAGGUGCUGUCCGAGGGCCCCGAGGCGGGCGGUGGGCGCCUAUGCUUUCGCAGCCCCGCUCGGGGCUUCCGCUGCCAGGCGCCGGGCUGCGUGACGCUGGUCUCGGCGGGUGGUUCUCUGCGCGCCCACGUCCUGCGCAACCGCAGCGUGUUGCUGCAGUGGCGACUGGCUCCGGCCGAGGCGCGCCGCGUGCGAGUCUUCGCGCUGAACUGCUCGUGGCGUGGCACCUACACACGCUUCCCGUGCGAUCGCGUGCUGUUGGGCGCCUCCUGCCGCGACUACCUGCUGCCCGACGUGCACGACAGCGUGCGCUAUCGCUUGUGCCUGCAGCCGCUGCGCGCCGAGCUUGCCGCCACCCAGCCAGAGCUCGCCGAGUGCGUGGAGUUCACCGCCGAACCGGCAGCUAUGCAGGAGAUCGUGGUGGCCAUGACGGCGGUGGGCGGCUCCAUCUGUGUCAUGCUGGUGGUCAUCUGCUUGCUGGUGGCCUACAUCACCGAGAACCUCAUGCACCCGACCUUCCGGCGACCCAGUCUGCGCAGGCAGUCCUGAAGCGCAAGGCGACCCGCCCAUCUGGGUUCCACCUGCCUAAAUGUGCUGAGACCCUAGGCCCUUUCCCUGCUUCCCUCUCAUUCUCUCUCCCUCUUUACGAUGCCCAUGGAGGGCCUAAUGGAGACUAGCCCAUGCAGGGACCUUGUCAUCAUCCACGACCUUGCCAGCCCCAGCUGGAUGUCUGCUUUCCAGACUCAGGCCUCAGACUGGCCAUGGGGCCCAGACUAGAGUGUCAGCCGCGUCCAGGGAUCUUCCCCAUCUCUAGAGUCCUUUUCGGGCCAGCCAGAAUAUACAGCCCCUCUGUCAAGAGCCACUCACUGGCACCCAGGAUCAUCAACCUGAACUUUCUUCCCGUGCCAGGUUGUCAGAGCUUGGUCGUGAUCGUUGCCUGGUCCCUUUGUGCUUCGCAGAGGGGGAGGAGUGACCUCUGGAUCCUGUACCCACCCCACCUUACCCAGUGGGCUUAGGUUAGCUUUGUGCCUUAGUUUCUCUGCCCCACUGCAGGAGCCACCCAUCAUCCCUCAGCUGUCCAUAGGGAAUUGUGGCUCUGAGACUGGCUGGCUUAUGCAUGCUUCUGGCCAGAGGCCCACUGAGGACACACCAGCUUCGAGAUUUUCAGGAGUCUGGGGCAGGGGUUCACAGGUCCUGUUUUGUCUUCCUAUAUGGGUGUCCGAGAAGCCAAGAGCCAUGAUGUAGCUCAGCAGACUGGGCCCAACGUCCAGCUGCUGCAUCCAGGGAGUGGAGAGCCUGAGAUCUGACCCCAGUGACGUUGCCCCUCCAUCUGAAUGGGCAGAGGUUGGCCGUGCCUACCUCCUGGCACACAAAGGCACCUGGCUGAGGUCACCCAGCCAUCUGAUGAUACUGGGCACUGGAAAGGGUAAGGUUCUGAGCACUGGACUUGACCCUGGCUAUUUUCCCUCCACUCGCACCCCAGCGACCACGAUGACCUGAGCCCUGGCUGGCAGCACUGUACCCUACCUCUCUGUCUUUGCUCUGCCUGCUCCCCAAGAGGCACUGGUCAGUUGCCAACAUCUAAAUGUCCAUCACUCUCAGACCAAAAACACUGUCUUGUGUGUUUAUUUGGGAUGUUGGAGGGAAGGUGAUGCGGGUAAGGGAAGGGCCUCUCGAGCAUCAGUCCAGUGGCUGGCCCUGAACCUUUCCCGGUGGGGAUGGGAUGGGGGUCAGCCCCAGGCAGUGUUCACUGAAAUGAUGACUUGACAGUUCUGGCAAAAGGACAGGUAGGGUGUCCAUAGCUUGUUUGUCCACCCCCAGACCUUGGGAAAGCAUCUCUUCCUAGGCCAGCCGUACUGGGCAUGGGGGCGGGGGAUGGGACUGGCAGUGGUUCGAAACAGCCUCAACAUACAGUGAUGAGCCAUUUGAACUGUGAGAAGCAGCAGGCAGGCAGCACUAGAAAGGGGUACCCUCUCCAGCAUGGGGCUACUGCGUGAGCCACUCACUCUUCACCUGGAAUGUCCUUGGGACUCUUGUGCUCCUGUGACCCCGAAGAAAGCAAAAGCACAGGCAGGAAUGAGCCAGCUCGGAUGAGUGACUCAUCUUGAGGG
This is a messenger RNA of Microtus oregoni (creeping vole), 2494 nucleotides long. Its product is annotated as fibronectin type III domain-containing protein 10. The record is from RefSeq and is a predicted model, not a curated record. Lineage: Eukaryota; Metazoa; Chordata; Mammalia; Rodentia; Cricetidae. Bases 267 to 932 code for a protein of 221 amino acids. The transcript is spliced from 2 exons.